Messenger RNA from Camellia sinensis, 1955 nucleotides. The record is from RefSeq and is a predicted model, not a curated record. NCBI's taxonomy places the organism in Eukaryota, Viridiplantae, Streptophyta, Magnoliopsida, Ericales, Theaceae.
CAUAACAUAUUAGCAUAGCAAAGCAAAGAGAAGUGAGAAGGAGCAUGGCUUCUCUCAGGGCCUACGGCAAAGUGGACGAAUUCGAUCAAGCGAGGCUGGAGGCUCGACGACAAACCAGGAAGCGACUUACCAUCAUUGCCUUAUCUUCCAUCAUCCUCGUCGGAGUUAUUGUGGGUUCUGUAGUCGGUACUUGUGCAGGAAGAUCCAAAAAUGGCAACUCUACUGCAGGCAAUCCAACUCAAUCCAUGUCUACUUCAGUCAAAGCGGUAUGCGAUGUUACUUUGUACCCUGACUCAUGUUUCACAAGCCUUAAACCUCUGGUUAACUCAACCCAUGUUCAGCCUGAAGACCUCUUCAAGCUAUCUAUUUAUGCGGCUAUCAAUGAACUUUCAAGAGCUUCCCAGUACUUCUCCCAAAAUGGUGUAUUUGAAGGUCUCACCGAUAACAUGUCACUAGCAGCUCUUGAAAGCUGUCGCGAACUUUUGGGUCUCACGUUCGAUCAUCUUAAUACUUCAUAUUUGUCCACUGCUGACCUCACAACAAUCACAUUACAUGAUGCUUUCGACGAUCUAAAAACAUGGCUAAGUUCUGCUGGAACUUACCAACAAACAUGUAUUGAUGGUUUUGCUGAUGUGGCAGAAACGUUAAAGUCUGACGCUAUCAAGUAUCUUCAGAACUCAACUGAGUUCACCAGCAAUAGCUUGGCUAUCAUCAAUGAAUUCUCCAAUCUUGCAAAUUCUUUCAAAUUGAGACGACGCUUAAUGACCUUGACCGAUGGUGGUGAUGACAUGCCACGAUGGUUGUCUUCCAAAGAUCGGAGACUACUCCAGAGUACGAUGACUUCAAAAAUCAAGGCCAAUGCUGUUGUGGCGAUGGAUGGAUCGGGAAAAUACAAGACAAUCAAUGCUGCACUAAAGGCUGUCCCUGAUAAGAGCAAGAAAAGGUUCGUUAUCUAUGUGAAGAAGGGGGUUUAUAAUGAAAUUGUUAGGAUUGACAAGUCCAUGUGGAACGUCAUGAUGGUUGGUGAUGGAAUGGAUGCAACAGUCGUAUCUGGCAGUUUGAACUUUGUUGACGGAACUCCAACAUUUGAAACUGCAACAUUUGCUGUGUUUGGGAAGGGCUUUAUUGCAAGAGAUAUGGGAUUUCGUAACACAGCGGGUGCAAUCAAACAUCAGGCAGUUGCCCUGAUGUCAUCUUCUGACCAAUCAGUAUUCUAUCGAUGUCGCAUUGAUGCUUUCCAAGACACCCUCUAUGCACAUUCCAAUCGCCAAUUCUAUCGUGAAUGCAGUAUAUAUGGGACAGUUGAUUUCAUAUUCGGAAACUCAGCCGUCAUUAUCCAAAAUUGCAAAAUACUACCCAGAGAACCCAUGCUUGGCCAACAGAACACCAUCACAGCACAAGGAAAGAUUGAUCCAAAUCAGAACACCGGAAUUUCCAUACAAAAUUGUACCAUUUCGCCUUGGGGCAACCUGAGUUCCGUCCAGACCUUCCUAGGUCGGCCUUGGAAAAAUUACUCCACCACAGUAUACAUGCAGUCCAUGAUGGGAAGCUUGAUUGAUCCAAAAGGAUGGUUACCUUGGAUAGGAGAUUCUGCGCCGAAUACUAUAUUCUAUGCUGAGUUCCAAAAUAUUGGUUCUAGUUCUUCAACCAAAAAUAGGGUAGCAUGGAAGGGAUUGAGAAAGAUUACUAACAAACAAGCCAAUACAUUUACAGUUAUGUCGUUUAUCAAUGGGGACAAGUGGUUACCAUCUACGGGCGUUAGCUACAAACCGGGUCUGUGAGGGAGAUAUUUUUGGAAUCUUCCAUGGUCGAAAUUAUUUGAUUUCUUUUGGCAAUUUUUCUUUUAUUAAUUCUUUUACUUUCAUAUUUUUCUCACUUUUGAUUUGGAAUUGAUUGAUUCAAAAUUGAAAUCCAAAUAAAACAAUAACAAUGGAGAUAAGUUGAUUCCAUUUAUG